This is a messenger RNA of Rubroshorea leprosula, 1876 nucleotides long. The record is from the annotation of a GenBank genome assembly. NCBI's taxonomy places the organism in Eukaryota, Viridiplantae, Streptophyta, Magnoliopsida, Malvales, Dipterocarpaceae.
AAUUAGCAGCCUCUAAGAAAGACUGGUGCGUUGCAUAUAUUUCUCCACUCCGCACACUCUCUCACUCUGCAUUUGGCUCCAACACCAUCAAUUGACAAAGACUCAUAUAUUCUGAGGCUGAGGUUGCGGCAAAACAAGCAGACUUAUCACUUGCACAAUAUGGCCCGUAAUGAAAUACAGAUCACAGUCACCGAAGACAAGAAUGAGAAUUUGGAGCCAUCGGAGGAACCGGACGGAGGUCCAUUGACAUCAGACAAGCCAUCAGAUGACAUAAAGAUCACCAACGACGAGAGUACGAAUUUGAAGUCAUUGAGGGACGCCGAUGCAGAUCCAUCGACAUCAGACAAGCCAUUAAAAAUUCAGAAGGUUCUGAACAUCGUGCGCUCUUGCUACGGUCAGGAUUGCGAACGAUAUUUCAUACCAACUUCUGUUGCGAUCGGUCCACUCAACCAUCGAAGAGAGACUAAAAAAGAUUCAAGAAUCGAAAGAGGUAAGGAGUGGAAGCGAAAACUGGCGGGAAUGUUCAUCAAGAAAGGGGAGGAGGAAAAUUUCUACAAGAACGUCAAGAGGGAGAUUAAAAACUUGAGGAACUGCUAUAACGACAUCGAACAACUAGAGACAUGGAAUGAUGAGAAGUUGGCCUGGAUGUUCCUAGUGGAUGGCUGUGCAUUGUUGCAAUUCAUAGCCCUUGAUGUGUACGAUGCGUGGGAGUUUUUCAGUGAUAAUGAUCCAGUCAGAAUUGAGAAGGCUGAUUUUUUCUUACUUGAGAACCAACUGCCCUACCAUCUUCUUGAGAUAUUGAUAGACUCGUUCGCUGAAUUCUCAGGGGAAGAAUUAGGACCAGAAUUUCAACCUAAGCCGUUUUUCAAGGAGUUAAUCAAGGAAUUCAUCAACAGGAGUUUCUCGAGUCUGAGUCCGGCGCAAAAACACCAAACUGACAUUGAUUACUUUGAGCCUCCUCCUCCUCAUCUUCUAGAGUUGUUGCGAAGAAGACUAACGAUUGAUUAUAAGGGAGAGAAAAAACAUCCGACUAAGAAAGAUGAUUUUUGGAAGACAUUGACUAAUGAUGAAGAACUUUCUGCUGUUGGAUGUGCUGGUAUCGGAAUAGGAAAAAAAAGCGAUUCUGUUCCUAACAAAAGCAAACACUGGCCUUCAAUUCGCAACGUAAGGGAGCUGAAAGACAAGGGUAUUCAUUUUAAAGCGAGGGAAAAUGGAGGUGCCAUCACAGACAUUGAUUUCAAUGAACGUAAUUGCCUGGCAAUCCUUACGCUGGCUCCCAUUUUUUUGCACGAUACCAGUACUGUGCCAUUGUUGCUGAAUUUGAUAGCGUAUGAGCUGUGUCCAGAUUUCAAAGAAACUUGCAAGAUCACCUCGCAAUUGUCAUUCCUCAACUCCUUGAUUGAUAAUGGGGAGGAUGUGAAGGAACUGAGAGAUGCAGGCGUGCUGGCCCACGGAUUAGGAAGCGAUGAAGCUGUAGCGGAGCUGUUCAACAAGAUGAGCGGCAUCCUGGUGCCAAAUCUUAAGAUAGACUUAGAAUUGAGACGUAAUAUCCAUGACUACUGCAACAGCAAAAAAUCACACCUCAUAGAACUCAUUCAUACCUAUUUUAGGAGUACUUGGAGCUUCUGGGUCUUCCUCAGUGCCUUAGCAGGUCUUAUUAUGCAAGGAAUGCAAACUUAUUAUAGCUCCCGCGAAAAGAAGCUUCCCUAGCAAACUUUAAUUACUAUGUAUAUUGAUAGCGUUCUUAAAGUAUGUCUUUGGAGCCAAUUGGGUUGACAAAAUAAUUUUAUAUAUUUGUUGACAAAACAAUUGUAUAUAUUUGUUAUUAUUAAGGUUAUUAUAUUUAUGACAUUUUUAUUAAACAUUAAAUGUCAUU